Uloborus diversus is the source of this 1532-nucleotide messenger RNA. RefSeq names its product ovochymase-2-like. The transcript has 9 exons. Lineage: Eukaryota; Metazoa; Arthropoda; Arachnida; Araneae; Uloboridae. The coding region runs from base 68 to 1480 and encodes 470 amino acids. Gene Ontology annotation, biological process: proteolysis; acrosome reaction. Gene Ontology annotation, molecular function: protein binding; serine-type endopeptidase activity. The record is from RefSeq and is a predicted model, not a curated record.
CGUAAAUUCAUUGAUUGUAACCAGCAAAUAGCACCCCGAGUGCUCGUUGAACUGUUGGCAGCUCAAUAUGUGGAUCGGAUUGUUGUAUUUUUUAUCUUUGGCAUUCAUUUGCAAUGGAAGAGUUCUUGAUGAAGGAUGCAGAGAUUUGAAAGAGCUCCCGAUCAAGGACGUCGGUCCGAAGAUCAUCCAAGUGACGGGGAAAGGAACUUUGUACAGUCCUGGUUUUGAGAAAAAUCAAAACUACCCGGAUUCAGUGCAAUGCACAUAUCAAUUACAGGCACCAACUGGAAUGCACGUUCGGUUGACGUUCAACGAACUAGACAUUGAUACAACAGAUAGCUGUAAAGCAGAUUCCGUGAAAAUUCACGAAUUUAACUCAGACGGAAAAGGCUUUGUCGUGGCUGUGCUUUGCGGGAGUCGUGUGCCCUAUGAUUACGUUGCCGAUUCUCAUGCUGUGCAAGUGACUCUGACGACUGACGAGUUUGGUAACAGAAGGGGAUUUAACAUUACUUAUUCGCCGCAGUCCACAUCCAGUGUCUGCCCUUCCGGUAAAAAGAUGUGCCGCAAUCGAAAGUGCGUAGAUUAUUCUCAAGUCUGUGAUGGAAAUGACAAUUGUGGGGAUGGUACAGAUGAAGAAAAAUGCACAGUUACAUUGCCUACAACUGAAUGUGGGAAGUCGGAAAUCAGCCCGAAGCCUAUGUCUUUCUUAGAUCGAAUCGUUGGUGGUCAAGAAGUCACCGAAGGCAGCUGGCCUUGGAUGGCUGAUCUACAAGAAAGACUUGUCGAGCCUAAUGGUCAUAUGUGUGGCGGAGUGUUGAUUAGUGCACAGUGGGUGCUUUCUGCAGCACAUUGUUUUGGAGGUCUUCGACGUCCUGAUGAUUGGCGGAUUCAUCUCGGAAACCACAGAAAGUUCGAUGUCGAUGUGGGUGAACAAAUCAGAUAUCCUGAGCGUAUAAUCAUUUAUGAUGAUAUCUCACCAACGACGUUUGAGCAGAAUGGAAUAUACGACUUUAUGCACGACAUAGCCCUCAUCAAAUUGAAUGCUCCAGUGAAGUUCACGAAAUAUGUAAAGCCCGUUUGUCUACCAGAUAUGAUGGCUACGUUGGACACCAAUAGUAAUUGUUACGCAAUUGGAUGGGGAGCUACAAGAGGAUCUGGUAGUUCUGAUAAAUUGAAACAGGCGCACCAUCCGAUUCAAGAAGAUGAAUUCUGUGGAGAAUUGGUAGGAAUCCUCUUUAAUCCAGACACUAUGAUCUGCGCAGGUAGUUUAGCGCCUCUCAAUGGAGUUUGUCACGGAGACAGUGGAGGUCCAUUACUAUGUGAAGAAAAGGGGAAAUGGAGCGUUCAUGGUGUCGCCAGUUAUGUUACAGCAGAUACAGAAAUAGAAGGAUUGUGUGGCUUGGAAGGAAAUCCAAGUGUAUUCAGCAAAAUUUCAGAGAAAAUCGGAUAUAUCAUAAGAAUGGUCGACAAGUACAGUUGACUUGUAUGAAUAGAUUGGAAAAGAUAAAAACAAUAAUACUACAAAAAUGAAU